Staurois parvus is the source of this 315-nucleotide messenger RNA. Lineage: Eukaryota; Metazoa; Chordata; Amphibia; Anura; Ranidae. The record is from the annotation of a GenBank genome assembly.
GAUCUGUGCAAGACUGAAGGGGAGGAGCCGGGAUACCUGAGCAAGACAGAAGGGGAGGAGCCGGGACACCUGUGCAAUACUGGAGGGGAGGAGCCAAUAUAUCUGUGCAAGACUGAAGGGGAGGAGCCGGUACACCUGUGCAAGACUGAAGGGGAGGAGCCGGUACACCUGUGCAAGACUGAAGGGGAGGAGCCGGUACACCUGGGCAAGACUGAAGGGGAGGAGCCGGUACACCUGUGCAAGACUGGAGGGGAGGAGCCAGUACACCUGUGCAAGACUGAAGGGGAGGAGCCAGUACACCUGUGCAAGACUGAA